Molecule: messenger RNA, 525 nt
Organism: Colletotrichum godetiae
Lineage: Eukaryota; Fungi; Ascomycota; Sordariomycetes; Glomerellales; Glomerellaceae
Exons: 1
Coding region: 1-525 (174 amino acids)
Source: RefSeq, a predicted model, not a curated record
AUGGAUACCAACUCAUCUCCGCCGGGCGGUGCCAUAGAGAAGGCGGAGGUCAGCCCGCCGGUGUCCGUCAACGUUGCUCGACGGAUCAAGGAGGGCCGAGUUGGGUACGGAUGCAGCUCGUCCUCUCGCCGGGUUGCUAUGACCAUGCUUAACCGCGAAACGGGAAGGCCGUCCGAAUCACCACCGGCAUCUUUCUGCAGGUGUCCAGACCACACAUUGGCACCUCCGACAAGGGUGUCGACCGUUACCCCCAAGAUUGCUCUUCCACCAUUGGCGACGAUCCCCGACACGUUCUCAGCUUCCAGCUUCAUUGUGUAUUUGUUCGUCCCACAGGGUUUCUCCACGUGGUCAAAAAUUCCGUCGUCGACAAGGCCUAGAUUUCCUUCUACUUCGCAUAACGAGGAUGGAUGUGCCGCGCUGCAGGCUCAUGACGUUGAGAUGGAGCAAGCAAUUAUCUGGUGUCACAAGGCUGAGACGUCAUUCAUUCAACACAGCAUAUGCACCCCGUAUGCAGACUUACCUUGA